Messenger RNA from Zea mays, 2083 nucleotides. Its product is annotated as Putative DUF604-domain containing/glycosyltransferase-related family protein. Bases 245 to 1726 code for a protein of 493 amino acids. The record is from RefSeq and is a predicted model, not a curated record. NCBI's taxonomy places the organism in Eukaryota, Viridiplantae, Streptophyta, Magnoliopsida, Poales, Poaceae. The transcript is spliced from 4 exons.
AAAAUGAAAAUCCUUUGAAAAAAUAUGGUUUCUAAACUAGUCCUAAGAAUAAACUUAUGGAUAGGAUAAUUCCUCCCAACAAAAUUGACUUGAAUUUGAGUCAGACUCCACAGUCCGCACGGGAUUCCUUCCGUGGCGGACGGACAGUUGGUUUUUCCUUUUUCAUGCGCUCUCCAACUUCCCACCCAAACCACCACGCCGCCACCUCGGGCUCGGCGCCGGACGCUUCCCCGCCCCGGCGCCCAUGUCGACCCCGUACCACGGCAUCCCUCUCCGCGCGCUCCUCCUCGCGGUGCCCCUGAUUUCCAUCUUCAUCGUCUUUCACCUCCUCUACCGUCCCGCUCCCCUGCCCUCGACGUUCCGGACCUACGCCGAUGGGGCGGCGUCGCACCGUGCGGAGGAGCUGAGUUGCCCUCCGCUCUCCUCCAACUUACCGCCCCCGGCGCCGAAGCCGGAGGAGACAUUGGAGCCGACGUCCCUGCGCCACGUAGUGUUCGGGAUCGCCUCCUCCCGGCGCACGCUGCCGCUCCGGCUCCCCCUGCUCCGGCUCUGGCUGCGCGCCCCCGCGCGCGCCUUCCUCUUCCUCGACGCGCCGGCGCCGGCGCCGGACGCCCGCGACCUCCCGCCGGGCCUCGCUCUCCGCGUCUCCGCCGACGCAUCCCGCUUCCCCUACACGCACCCGCGCGGCCUUUCCUCGGCCGUCCGCGUCGCGCGCAUCGCCGGGGAGCUCGUCUCCGGGCUCAAGCAGGGGGAGGGGGAGGAUGUGCGGUGGCUCGUGCUCGCCGAUGACGACACCGCCUUCGUCCUCCCGAACCUGCUCCACACGCUCCGCAGGUACGACCACCGCGAGCACUGGUACCUCGGCGCGCGCUCCGAGUCCGCGGCGCAGAACGCGUGGCACGCCUUCGCCAUGGCAUACGGCGGCGGCGGCAUCGCCGUCAGCUGGCCGCUCGCGCGCCGCCUCGCGCGCGUGGUCGACUCCUGCGUCCUGAGGUACCCGCACCUCUACGGCAGCGACGCCAGGAUCUACGCCUGCCUCGCCGAGCUCGGCGUCGAGCUCACCCACGAGCCAGGCUUCCACCAGAUCGAUCUUCAUGGGGAUAUUUCUGGGCUCCUAAGAGCACAUCCUCUUUCCCCUUUAGUUUCACUGCACCAUCUGGAUCAUGUAUACCCUCUUUACCCUGGUAUGGACCGGGCCAGAGCAAUGCGACACUUCUUCCGGGCAGCCGAUGCUGAUCCGGCCAGGAUUCUGCAGCAGACAGUGUGCUACGACCGUAAAGAGUCGCUCACAGUAUCAGUCUCAUGGGGCUAUUCAGUCCAGGUGUUCAAGGGCAACGUGCUGCUCCCUGACCUUCUUGCUGUCCAGAAAACCUUUGUACCAUGGAAAAGGGGUCGCAAUGUCACAGAUGUGUACAUGUUUAACACCAAACAUUACCCCAGAGACGAGUGCAAAAGAGGAGCUCUUUUCUUCCUAAAAGGCAUUACCUCGAGGGAAGGCAAGACGGAAACCACUUACAAUAGACAGCCACCUAGGAAAUGCCCGCCUGACUUGAUCCCACUGAAGAGUCUGCGUCUGAUAAAAGUGACAUCAGAACGGCUGCAGCUGGCUCCUGGGAAGGCCUUAAGACGCCAUUGCUGUGACAUCGUACCUUCUUCAUCUGAUGCUAACAUAGACAUCAACGUCAGAAAGUGCAGAGAUGAUGAGCUGAUCGCGAUGCAUUCAUAGUCAUUCUUUACUCAUAUCAGUUCGUAGUUGCAGCAGGCCAUCAUCCACAUCAACUCUGCGCUGACACCAGGCCAUGCACCGCGGAUCAACAUGGAUCAGCAGCACACGUUCAUAGUAUAGACACACAGGAUAUACAGAAAAUGCAGAUGCAGAGGCAGUAUAGACAGACACGGAUCAGUUAGCAUUGUUUUUCUUUUAAAAAAGCAGAGCUGAGGCAUCAGGAUUUGAGUGCUCCAUAGUCUGACAUGUAAUAACAUCAAAUAGUCGUAUUUACCAGACAAGGUCGGUUCCGUUUUAUACAGCAUAUUCAAAUCUACUUUGUUAUAAUGGAAAAGAAAUCACAUUUUAUUCUACUGC